This is a messenger RNA of Aspergillus ochraceoroseus IBT 24754, 1539 nucleotides long. RefSeq names its product acyl--CoA ligase. NCBI's taxonomy places the organism in Eukaryota, Fungi, Ascomycota, Eurotiomycetes, Eurotiales, Aspergillaceae. Bases 1 to 1539 code for a protein of 512 amino acids. Gene Ontology annotation, biological process: fatty acid metabolic process. Gene Ontology annotation, molecular function: medium-chain fatty acid-CoA ligase activity. The record is from RefSeq and is a predicted model, not a curated record. The transcript has 4 exons.
AUGUCUACAUUAGCGCAAUCUUUCUCGUCCGACGAUGCCGGGGUCGCCAUUAUUGUCCCUCAAAAGCCAGCUCCUCUGUCGAUUUCCUACCAGCAAUUGCACUCUCACAUCACCGAUUUCCAGGCUAAACUAGCGGACUUGGGCGUUGGGCAUGGAGCGGCAGUGUCCAUUGCCCUUGUGAACUCGUAUGAAUUUAUUGUUUCAUUCCUAGCAGCUUCGUGGCAGCGAUCUAUUGCCGCUCCUCUCAACCAUGCCUACAAGCAGGGCGAAUUCGAAUUCUAUAUCGAUGACCUCAGUUCUAGCCUGGUCUUGGUUCCACGAGGAUCCUACGCUCAGGAUGGCCCUGCGGUUCGGGCAGGAAGGAAAUACCAAGCAGCAAUUGCAGAGUGCUACUGGAGUGGUACAGAAGUCGUCCUUGAUGUCAAGGAACUCGGAAAGCUAGCCGGAAAGGGGGGUGCCGGAAUCCAAGCUGCCCAACCUGAUGAUAUCGCACUUGUUCUACAUACAAGUGGAACUACUGGCCGACCCAAAGCUGUUCCACUCACGCACAAGAACCUCACAACCACCAUGAGAAACAUCCAGGCAACAUACAAGCUCACUCCGCAGGAUCGAACAUACGUGGUCAUGCCUCUGUUCCACGUUCACGGCCUUCUCGCCGCAUUCUUGGCACCUCUUGCCGCGGGUGGCUCUGUAAUUGUGCCUUCUAGGUUUUCCGCGCACGAGUUCUGGCCAGACUUCAUUAACCACAAGGCAAACUGGUUCACUGCCGUGCCCACGAUCCACCAGAUCCUGCUCAAAUCGCCGCUACCAACCCCCAUUCCUCCAAUCCGGUUUAUCCGCUCUUGCUCUUCUCCCUUAUCCCCCAAGACAUUCCAGGACCUGGAGAAGACAUUCAACGCCCCUGUCCUAGAGGCGUACGCGAUGACAGAGGCAGCCCAUCAAAUGACAAGCAACCCUCUUCCCCCUGGAAAGCGACAACCCGGCAGCGUGGGCCUUGGACAGGGAGUUGAAAUCAAGAUCCUCGACCAGGACGGAAACGAAGUUCCCCAGGGCAUGGAGGCAGAGAUCUGCGUCCGAGGAGAAAACGUAACCAAGGGGUAUCUGAAUAAUCCCGCCGCCAACAAGUCCUCGUUCACCAAGGGUGGAUUCUUCCGCACCGGUGACCAGGGCAAGAAAGACGCUGACGGCUACGUGAUCAUCACGGGACGUAUCAAGGAACUCAUCAACAAGGGUGGAGAAAAAAUCAGCCCGAUUGAACUCGACAACACACUCCUGAGCAACCCAAAGGUCGGAGAAGCAGUUUGCUUCGCAAUCCCUGAUGAGGGCCACUACGGCGAGGACAUCGGCGCUGCCGUCGUCCUCAAGAGCGGCCAGACAGCCACAGAAGACGAACUAAAGUCGUGGGUCCAGGGUAAGCUGGCUAAAUUUAAGACCCCCAAGCAGAUCUGGAUGGUAGGACAAAUUCCGAAGACCGCGACGGGCAAAGUCCAACGCCUCAAAGUGGCCGAGGCUAUGCUGAAGCCCAAAGCGAAGCUGUAA